Messenger RNA from Priapulus caudatus, 2529 nucleotides. Its product is annotated as RWD domain-containing protein 2B-like. The record is from RefSeq and is a predicted model, not a curated record. Gene Ontology annotation, molecular function: protein binding. NCBI's taxonomy places the organism in Eukaryota, Metazoa, Priapulida, Priapulimorpha, Priapulimorphida, Priapulidae. The transcript is spliced from 2 exons. The coding region runs from base 407 to 1306 and encodes 299 amino acids.
GAUGCGGCACAGUAAAAUUCAGAUGCAUGUACUCUCACUAUACAAACAGCUGUUGCGUGUAGCCGAAGACAAAGGUAGUGGAAAAGCAUACAUACAAGCUGAAUUCAGGCGACAAGGAAAUAACAUUAGCAGAAUGAACACGAUGCACAUAGAAUAUCUGCUGAACAGGGGCUACAGGCAACUAGCUGUACUGAAGCGUGGUGCCACAACUACAGUGAGCUCUUUCACCAGAAAGGACUAACUUGCAAAGAAUAGAGAUAUUCAAUCAUGAAUUCUAGCAGCAUGUGAAGUAACAGCUGAUGCAGUAUAGCAAGAAAGCUAUGAGAGAACCUUCUGUGCAUUACUAGGAUACCUGCAACACUGUGGUAAAGCUGGCCUACUUAGUAAGGUACGACUCAAGCUUUACAUGGCAGAGGAAAAGUCGGACAGCGCGGACUGGGAUCCGUGCGCAAACCUGCACCUCCAGCUGGCCGAGAUCGAAAUGCUGGAAAGCAUGUUCCCGAAUCCGGGCGAGUUCGAAUUCUCCGACCCGGCGGCCGUCGCCGACUGCCAGCAGGUGGCAGCAGGGGAGACCCUCCCCUACGCGCUCCCUGGCCUCGAGUUCUACGUCCGUCUCAAACUCGAGCGAGUCGAAAAACCUCUGGAGCUUCUCGUCAGCUUCCCGCACGAGUACCCGUCGCGCGCGCCUCCGGAGUUCUACGCUCGCUGGUCGCCCCUCGCCAACGACAAGCACCGGCAGCUAAACGAGGACCUCCGCGCGCACGCCGGCGCCACCUACGAGCGAGAUCUGUGCGUCGUGCAGACGACGCAGUGGCUGCAGGAGCACGCACCCGCGUACCUGUCUGUCGCGAUUCGCGUCGAUGCGGCGGCGGCCCGGACACGCGGCCCCGUCGCGUUCAAGCGGCUGUGGAUCUACAGUCACCACAUCUACAGCAAGGUGAAGCGGCGCGACAUGCUCGACCUCGCGUCCGAGCUGCGGCUCACCGGCUUCACGUUGCCGGGGAAACCGGGAGUCGUCUGCGUCGAGGGAUGUUGUGCGGACGUCGACGACUUCUGGAGCCGCGUGCGCAACUGGACGUGGAAACGCAUCAGCGCGAAGCGAGAGGAGACCUGCGCCGUCACGGGAUACGACGACGUCGACCGGCUGCGCAAGUUCGAGAACUUCGAGGAAAAGGCGUUCAACGUCCGGAAGCAGUACAGCAGGGAGUUCACGCAGGACCUGGGCUUGUUCUACAAGUUUCUCGAAGAGAAGGACCUGGGCUUCGUCUUCAAGGACUUUUUCGGGGUCGACGGAAAGCAGUCGUAGCGCGGCAUAUUUUUGGUGGUGCUUCGUACGAUGGGAUUUUACAUUUAUACGCAUUUUCAUCAUGUGUAAGAUGAAAACUGGCAAUCAAAUAUGUAAUAAAUAAUAAUUUAUCAAGAAUUUUAUUUAUUAGAUUAAUUUUUUUCUUGCCUAAGUAGUAGAAAACUAAUUUCCUUAAUCAAAUACGCCAUAUACCAGGAUAUGUACAUAAAGUUCAACAAACCUUAUGCAUUACCUUUCAGCGAGCAUUUCAGAUCUGGAAUAUACUUGUUUAUUUGUCAUGAUAUACAACGUCUAGUAUGAUACAUAUAUACAGGUUCAAACAUAUAGGUUAUAUUGAAUAUGGUUUACACACUAAAUAGUUUUUGUAUUUCAUCUUAAUAAUACUCUAACACAUACGUAGCACAUAUUGUAGCACAUUUAAAAGUAAAUACAUAAACAAACAUUGGGGUAAUUGUAAAGAGGAAUAACGAAAUGAAAUGUCUAUUAAUUAAAAAAAUUACAUUGAUAAACACCCAAAGCUAAUAUAUAUUCUAUAGGUACGAUUACCCCAUCAAUAAGUGAGGUAGGAAUUAUUGUUGAAUUGGCACAAAAGUUUUCAUGUAAAUACAACAAAAAUUGAACAAGCUACUUAGAAUGUAGAAAUUGGGAUGAUACUGAAAUGGCCACAUCUUUAAGAAUGAUUUCAAUACGGAUAUAAUUUAGCACUAAUUAUUACUUUCAACAACUUGUGUAUAAGUUACAAUAGAAAAUAAGUACGCAAAAUCGCAAAUCCUCAAAGCUAAUUAUAUAGUCACAGAUAUACAUCAGUUAUCCUCAUUUGGUGUCCAUACAAAUGCACCAGCCAAAAUAAAGAUGCCAAGCUGUAAUAUGAUCCCCAGUCUGUAUCUACACUUGCACUUAUGUGUGCAUGACUAUGCGUUGUAAAUCAGCAUCUUGUACAAUGUGCUCCAAUUGUGAAACUUAGCUUCUAUACUACAAACAUAAUGGUGAGAAAGAUGACAAAACCGGAAAAAAAGAAACGGCAAAGAAUAAUGUCAUUAUGAAGGGACGAGUCUGCCUCUAAACCAGAUCUAAUAUCAAACCAUUUGGUCAACCAACCCUGUCGGUUACCCCAGCCUCUUAAAUCAAUUGCUACUAAAUCACAUGAAUCCUUAGUGACAUUUUUUCAGGAGUAUUCCAGCAAAACCUAUCACACAUACAUGUUGCAGAAAAAAAAAUGUUAU